GGAACCGGAACCGGAACAGGAACAGGAACUGGUAGUGGAACUGGAGCUGGAGCUGGAAACGGGGGAGGGAGUGGAAGUGAAAGUGGAGACGGCAGUCCCGAGGGAAGUAGGCGAUGCAGCAACCACCACGUCUGCAUCGUCACCGGCAGCCUUCCAAAGCUCCCCUUCGUCAUCUCUGGGAGGUACACCACCCAUCAUUAACAAUAGUACCGUCAAUCAGCUCAAUUCUAACGGCGGAGGGCCGCCCAUGAACGUCCAAGGCACUCCGGUAGUCCAGUCUUCAUCUUUGACGGGCAAUUCCAAAAUGUCCCAGUCCACAGGUGCGCCCGCCGCCGGUCUCCAAGGUUCGAGUACAUCCAGUGGUGUUGGAAGUUCCCCGAGUGACGCUGCUCCCACUCUUGCCACCGGAGCUGCGACUUCUUCGCACCAGCUGUCCUCAGGCGCAAUUGCAGGAAUCAUUGUCGUAUGCUUUCUAUUCCUGAUCGGUUUCAUCGUGCUCUUCGUGCGGCGUCGCUCCAUGGCUCGCCGUCUUCAGCGCCGCAAAAAAUGGUGGUUUGGUGAAAAUACGACAUCAGAUAGUUUCUCUAUCGUAGGAGGCAGCGUGGGAGACUCUCAAAAUAGGGGGUCACCUACCCUGAACAGGGCGAGUGCUCGCAGCAGCUUUGCUACCAACUUUGAUCAAGGACUCAUGUUCCGCAUUGAUUCCCCGACGUCACUACCCAACCUUGAUCUCGCCGCAUUCGGGACCAUUCUCGAGUUCCCUCCCAUGGCGGAAGUGCGCGAGCGUACCUCGCUCUUGUUCCCUUCUGCUAGUGCUGUUGCUCGUAGGGAGUCCAUGAGUAGCAUGAUGAGUAACGGCAGCGACCCCGAUACUCAAUACCUCAUUGUAGGAAAUGAUCUCAAUCCUCCCGGACCAUCUAGUCCCAUGUGCGUCCGUCCGUUUUCUCCGUCAGAAUCUUUCGCGUUCCCCAAGCCACCCCUAUGCCCCAAUGAGGGGCAGUGUCCUUCGUCCGUUUCUGUUAUUAGUGGCCGCGGCCUCGUUUCCCCUUUGUCAUCCGUUGCAACUCUCGUCCAGAUUCACUCUCCUCCCCCCAUAUUCAAUCCUGAUUUACUGCCCCCCGCUCCCGCUGCCUCCUACCUGCCACCCAGCGCUUCCUUGACAGCGAUUCCUGGCACAUCUUCCGACCCAUUUGCCGACCCUGCGCAUCCCGAAUUCGAGACCAUCCGUCGCCCAUUCGCCCCUUCCCUAGACGAUGAAGUCUCUGUCGCCCCAGGUGAUCAGGUCCUCGUUGUGAAAGUCUUCGACGACGGCUGGGCGCUCGUCGAGAAGCAGUGCGGAUUCUUGAAUCAUAACGAGAAGGGUCUCAUUCCCGUGGACUGCUUACGCGAAGCCGGCCAGGCCCUCCCAGCAUUCCUAGCUCAAAAGCGGCUUCCAUGCGCCUUGAAUGACAAACACUUAAUUGUGAUACCAACAUUAUUAGAGAUUUAUGAUAUUCAUCAUUGAUCGCAUGUCAAUCUCCAGUUUCUUGCAUUGUUAGAAGGAUCCAUACAUUCUAUCUCGGUCAUCUGAUUCCUCAUCCUGUUCUCCUCCGCUCCUGCACGGUUCAUAAAAUCGUCGGCUAUACCACUUCUUUCAUUGUUUUAUUUUUGUAUAUGUUGCUUGUUUAACUUGGCCCUUCUGUACUUCACUGACCGCCCUAUCUGGAGACAUUUAUGUUGCACUACAUCGCACAUGCCGAACCCUCCAUACCUUAGAUACCUUAUUGUUACUACUCUCUGUCAACCUGGAUUUUACUGUCGGAUUCUUGAUUUACACGCCUCUGCAGUGCUUCAACAGCUUUAAGAGUUCGAAUAUUUAAACAUUCUGAUAUCCGGAUGUAAUUUAUUGUGCGUGAUCAAUGACCACUAAACGUAACAGUACAACCUUGUAAU
Messenger RNA from Suillus subaureus, 1932 nucleotides. RefSeq lists its product as uncharacterized. Gene Ontology annotation, molecular function: protein binding. The coding region runs from base 248 to 1504 and encodes 418 amino acids. Lineage: Eukaryota; Fungi; Basidiomycota; Agaricomycetes; Boletales; Suillaceae. The transcript is spliced from 3 exons. The record is from RefSeq and is a predicted model, not a curated record.